Molecule: messenger RNA, 153 nt
Organism: Exophiala aquamarina CBS 119918
Lineage: Eukaryota; Fungi; Ascomycota; Eurotiomycetes; Chaetothyriales; Herpotrichiellaceae
Product: plasma membrane proteolipid 3
Exons: 1
Cellular component (GO): membrane
Source: RefSeq, a predicted model, not a curated record
AUUUGUUUCAUCAACAGAGACAUCUGCAAAAUCAUCCUCGCCAUCGUCCUCCCCCCUCUGGGUGUCUUCCUUGAGCGCGGUUGCAACGCAGACUUCUUCAUCAACAUCCUGCUCACCAUCUUGGGUUAUAUCCCAGGUAUCAUACACGCGCUG